Eublepharis macularius is the source of this 1130-nucleotide messenger RNA. RefSeq names its product haloacid dehalogenase like hydrolase domain containing 3 (gene HDHD3). Lineage: Eukaryota; Metazoa; Chordata; Lepidosauria; Squamata; Eublepharidae. The transcript is spliced from 2 exons. The coding region runs from base 107 to 829 and encodes 240 amino acids. The record is from RefSeq and is a predicted model, not a curated record.
UGGAGGCGGAAGUGACUUUAGCAAGCGUCAACGAGCGUUUUUCGCACACUGUACAAACGAAGCUACAUGAGUUUGGGUUUACAGGCCAUUCAAGUGUUUUGCCACAAUGCUGAAGCUACGGCUUUUGACAUGGGAUGUGAAAGAUACUCUGCUUCGACUCCGGAUUCCUGUGGGUGAGAGUUACGCUGCUGAGGCCCAGGCCCACGGCCUCCAGAUGCAAGCUGAAGCACUCAACCGAGCCUUCUACCAGGCCUACAAGACUCAGGACCAGCGAUUCCCCAACUAUGGCCUAGAGAGAGGCCUUAGCUCCAAACAGUGGUGGCUGGACGUAGUCAUGAACACCUUCCGGCUCUCAGGAGUCCAUGAGGACAAGGUCCUCCUCUCCAUUGCAGAGAAACUGUACUGGGAUUACUGCAGCAAACGCAAUUGGGAGCUGCUACCGGGUGCCAGUGAGACCCUCCAACAGUGCCAGCAGUUGGGUAUCCGCAUGGCUGUCAUCUCCAACUUCGAUCAGAGGCUGCCAGAGAUUCUGGCUCAGUGUGACCUCCAGCAACACUUUGAAUUUGUCUUGAGCUCUGAGAAUGUGGGUUUUGCUAAGCCAGACAAGAGGAUUUUUUUGGAAGCCCUGCGUAUCUCUAGGGUACCCCCUCCCUUGGCUGCCCAUGUUGGGGACAACUACGUAAAGGAUUACAGGGCACCGAGGGAGGCAGGGAUGCACAGUUUCUUGAUCAAGCCAGACAAGAAACCUGCCAGCUGGGAGACAGAAGUGCCUCAAGAGCACAUCUUGCCCUCACUUACAUGCCUGCCCUCUCUUAUAGAGAGAGGCUAAGUGAGGGAAUUCAAUAUUUUGCAGAAUUAACGUUGCAGCCCUUCCUGGACUGGACCACUAACAUUGCCAUCUUAAGCAGAAUUGCACCCAAGUCCAUUGACUUAGAAAAGAAUAGCUCUGCUGAGGAUGUUACUAUUAGAAUACCAUGGAGUUGUGUCCCCCCCCUACCUGUUCCCUACACUUACAAAAAGAAAAUGUAGAAAGUUAUCACAUCAGCAAAAGAGACUAUCAUUCAGCCCUCAACUUGAUACGCUUGCUUCCCAUCAGGGCUUUUUUUCAGCUGGAACGCGGUGGAACGGAG